GCUGGUCCUAAUCUUCAUAUGAUCCACUCGGUAGUCUCUCUUUUCGUCUCUUUGAAAAUAUCAAUUUCAUCUGUCGUCUUUCUAGCCGCCUCUCAUUUUUCCUACCGAUUGUUAUUUCGUUUACAGCUAAAAGGAACAUCAAGUUGAUACUUACCAUACGAUCGAUUCCCAACUGAAUGUCGCACUCUUCCAUUUCUUCAUCUCUCGUUCUCUAUCCUAGAAAGUUUUAAGCAACAAACCAAGCAAUCAAUGGAUCUUGAUCAUCAUCAUCUUCCUAAUCUACUCCCUUUCAUCUCCACCAUCUUGGCCCUUUUGCUGCUUGUCCACCAUCUUCUUCGGAAAUCAAAACUUGACCAGAAGAAGAAAGAGCCUCCAGAAGCUGCGGGUGGAUGGCCUAUUAUUGGCCACCUGCCACUGCUACAAGGUCUACAACCUCCCCAUAUAACCUUGGGCAACAUGGCAGAUAAGUACGGCCCAAUCUUCACGAUCAGAAUGGGAAUCUUCAAAACUUUGGUUGUAAGUAAUUCGGAAAUGGCUAAAGAGUGUUUCACUACCAAUGACAAAGUGUUUGCUAACCGUCCAAAGCUUGUUGCCAAUGAUAUAUUGGGGUACAACUAUGCCAUGAUUGGGUUCAGCCCUUACGGCUCUUACUGGCGACAAGUACGAAAGAUUGCCACUGUUGAAGUACUUUCCCACCACCGUAUUGAGAAACUCUGUCACGUCCGAGAAUCGGAGGUGAAAAUAUCCAUAAAAGAGUUGUAUGAGCUGUGGGCAAACGACAAUAGCGUGGUUGUGGAGAUGAAAAAUUGGUUUGGAGAUGUUGCAUUAAACCUCAUAUUCAGGAUGGUCGUAGGAAAGCGAUAUCUGGAAGCUACAGCGUUGAAUGGUGAUGAGUGCCGAAAAGCGUUCAGGGAUUUUUUUGAAUUGACUGGGAUUUUUGUGGUAUCGGAUGCGAUUCCACAUCUGAGAUGGUUGGACUUGGGAGGACAUGUGAGAGCUAUGAAGAAGACGGCCAAAGUGCUUGAUCAAUUGAUACAAGGUUGGCUGGAGGAGCAUAAGCUAAAGAGAAGUAAUUCUGAGGGACAGGAGGAGAAGCAAGACUUCAUGGAUGUGAUGCUUUCUAUUCUUGAAAGUACUGAUCUUGAAAAUGCACGUUAUGAUGCUGAUAAGAUCAACAAGGCUACGUCCAUGGCACUUAUUUUAGCUGGCACGGAUACAGCGACUGUAACAUUGACAUGGUCUCUGGCCCUGCUUCUAAACAAUCGAGGUGCAUUAAAGAAGGCCCAACAAGAACUGGACGAGCACGUUGGCAGAGACAGGCAAGUAAAGGAAUCGGACCUAAACAAGCUGGUGUAUCUCCAAGCUAUUCUCAAAGAGACGCUGCGUUUAUACCCAGCCGGACCACUCUCGAUUCCCCACGAGUCCAUGGAAGACUGCACUGUAGGCGGCUAUCACGUCCCAAAAGGCAUACGCCUUCUCGUCAAUCUUUCAAAGAUUCAUAGAGACCCAAAAAUCUGGUCAGAUCCAAACGAGUUUCGGCCCGAACGCUUUCUUACAACUCACAAAGCUGUUGAUGUACGUGGCCAGAAUUUUGAAUUAAUUCCGUUUGGCAGCGGUAGAAGAAUGUGCCCUGGUGUAUCACUUGCACUUCAGUUUAUGCAACUCACGCUCGCUGCUUUGCUUCAUGGGUUUGAUAUGGCAACCCCCUCCAAUGAAGCGGUUGAUAUGUCUGAGAAAUUUGGACUGACUAACAUGAAAGCCUCCCCACUUGAUGUCCUUCUCACCCCACGCCUUCCUGCUAAUCUUUAUUGUUAAAUAAAUCAGCACAAGGAUUAUGUAAUAGAUAUGAUACAGUUAAGGGUUACAUUACAGGGAUAUUAAGCAACUUGUUUGGUAUGUAUUUUGGUUUAUUCCUAAAUAUAUGUGCUCAAAUGUUUUUAAAAUAAAAACUGUCUCGAUCAACACAAUUAUAUAUGUA
Ziziphus jujuba (common jujube) is the source of this 1978-nucleotide messenger RNA. RefSeq names its product cytochrome P450 CYP82D47. NCBI's taxonomy places the organism in Eukaryota, Viridiplantae, Streptophyta, Magnoliopsida, Rosales, Rhamnaceae. Bases 250 to 1815 code for a protein of 521 amino acids. The transcript is spliced from 2 exons. Gene Ontology annotation, molecular function: monooxygenase activity; oxidoreductase activity, acting on paired donors, with incorporation or reduction of molecular oxygen; heme binding. The record is from RefSeq and is a predicted model, not a curated record. Gene Ontology annotation, biological process: defense response to other organism.